This is a messenger RNA of Elephantulus edwardii (Cape elephant shrew), 3516 nucleotides long. RefSeq names its product laminin, beta 3 (gene LAMB3). The transcript is spliced from 22 exons. The record is from RefSeq and is a predicted model, not a curated record. NCBI's taxonomy places the organism in Eukaryota, Metazoa, Chordata, Mammalia, Macroscelidea, Macroscelididae. Bases 1 to 3516 code for a protein of 1171 amino acids.
AUGGGGCCACUCCUCCUGUUUUUUGCCUUGCCCAGCCUCCUGCAUGCCCAGCAAGCCUGUUCCCGAGGAGCCUGUUAUCCACCUGUUGGGGACCUGCUUGUUGGGAGGACCCAGUUUCUCCACGCUUCAUCUACCUGUGGACUGACCAAGCCUGAGACCUACUGCACCCAGUAUGGAGAGUGGCAGAUGAAGUGCUGCAAGUGCGACUCCAGGCUGCCUCACAAUUACAACAGUCACCGCGUGGAGAAUGUGGCUUCAUACUCCGGCCCCGUGCGCUGGUGGCAGUCCCAGAAUGAUGUGAACCCUGUCUCUCUACAGUUGGACCUAGACAAGAAGUUCCAGCUUCAGAUUAUCAUGAUGAAUUUUAAGGGGCCCCAGCCAGCUGGGAUGCUUAUCGAGCGCUCCUCAGACUUUGGCAAGACCUGGAAGGUGUACCAGUACCUGGCCGCUGACUGUACCUCCACCUUCCCUCGGGUGCAGCAGGGCCAGCCGCAGAGGUGGCAAGAUACCCGGUGCCGGUCUCUCCCCCAGAAGACUAAUGGCCACCCGAAUGGCGGGAAGGUCCAAAUUAACAUCUUGGAUUUAGCCUCUGGGAUUCCAGCAUCUAAAAGUCAAAAGAUUCAAGAGCUAGGAGAGAUCACAAACUUGAGAAUCAACUUCACCAGGCUAGCCCCUGUGUCCAGGAGGGGCUACCACUCACCCAGUGCCUACUAUGCAGUAUCUCAGCUACGUCUGCAAGGGAGCUGCUUCUGCCAUGGCCAUGCUGACCGCUGUGCCCCCACGUCUGGAGGCCAAGCUGGUUCCUCCACUGCUGUGCAGGUUCAUGAUGCUUGCAUCUGCCAGCACAACACUGCUGGCCCCAAUUGUGACCGCUGUGCACCCUUCUACAACAACCGGCCCUGGAGACCUGCAGAUGACCAGGAUCCCCACGAAUGCCAAAGGUGUGACUGCAACGGGCACUCAGAGACCUGCCACUUCGACUCAGCCGUGUUUGCUGCCAGCCAGGGCACAAAUGGUGGCGUGUGCGACAAUUGCCGGGAUCACACUGAGGGCAAGAACUGUGAGCGCUGUCAGCUGCACUAUUUCCGGAACCGGCGACCUGGCGUUCCCAUUCAGGAGACCUGUAUCCCCUGUGAGUGUGACCCGGAUGGGGCAGUGCCAGGGGCCCCCUGCGACCCAGUGAGCGGGCAGUGUGUGUGCAAGGAGCACGUUCAAGGAGAGCGCUGUGACCUGUGCAAGCCAGGCUUCACCGGACUCACCUACACCAACCCGCAGGGCUGCCACCGCUGUGACUGUAACAUCCUGGGGUGCCGGCGGGACAUGCCAUGUGAUGAAGAAACUGGACGCUGCCUAUGUCUGCCCAAUGUGGUGGGCCCCAAGUGUGACCAGUGUGCACCCUACCACUGGAAGCUGGCCAGCGGCCGGGGCUGCGAGCCGUGUGCCUGCGACCCACGCAACUCCCUCAGCCCCCAGUGCAACCAGUUCACAGGGCAGUGCUCCUGUCGGGAAGGAUUCGGAGGUCUGAAGUGCAACACAGCAGCCCUCCGUCAGUGUCCAGACCAGAUGUAUGGAGAAGUGGGCGCCGGGUGCAGAGCCUGUGACUGUGACUUCAGGGGAACUGAGGGCCCUGGCUGUGACAAGACCUCGGGCCGCUGUCUCUGCCGUCCGGGCUUGACUGGGCCCCGCUGUGACCAGUGCCAGCGAGGCUACUGCGAUCGCUACCCGGUGUGUGUGGCCUGCCACCCUUGCUUCCAGGACUAUGACGCAGACCUCCGGGAACAGGCCCAGCGCCUCAGCGGCCUCCGCAAUGCCACUGCCAGCCUGCAGCCUGGGCUGGGCCUGGGGGACCGAGGCCUGGCCUCCCGCAUGCUGGACACAAAGAGCAAGAUUGAUCAGAUCCGAGCCAUUCUCAGCAGCGCCUCAGCCACAGAGCAGGAAGUGGCCCAGGUGUCCAGUGCCAUCUUCUCCAUCAGGCGGAAUCUCCAGGGCCUGCAGCUGGAACUGCCGCUAGAGGCGGACACUCUGUCACUCCAGGGGGACCUGGAGAACCUGGGCCGAAGCUUCAAUCAUCUCCUCGUUCUGUACCAGAGCAAGAGGCAGCAGUUUGAGAAGAUAAGCAGUGCUGACCCUUCAGGUGCUUUCCGGAUGCUGACCGCAGCCUACCAGCGCUCAUCUCAGGCGGCCCGGCAGGUCUCUGACAGCUCCCGCCUGCUGCUGCAGCUCAGGGACAGCCGGAGAGAGGCCGAACAGCUGGAGAGGCAGGGGGCAGGAGGCGGAGGUGCCAGCGGCCCCCAGCUCGCAGCCUUGAGGCAGGAGAUGGCUUCCUUCCCUGACCUUACACCUGCCAUCAACAAGCUUUGUGGCAGCUCCAGGCAGACGUCUUGCACCCCAGGAGCAUGCGCUGGUGAGCUGUGUCCCCGUGACAAUGCCACAGACUGUGGCUCCCGCUGCACAGGUGCACUGGCCAGGGCUGGAGGAGCCUUCCGGACAGCGGGGCAAGUGGCCAAGCAGCUCCAGGGCUUCAACACCCAGUUCCAGCAGACCCGGCAAAUGAUCAGAGCCGCUGAGGAAGCCGCCCUGCAGAUCCAAACAGAUGCUCAGCGCCUAGAGACCCAGGUGAGCACCAGCCGCUCCCGGAUGGAGGAAGACAUCAGACGCACCCGGAGCCUCAUCCAGCAGGUCCGGGACUUCCUCACAGACCCUGUCACUGAUGCAGCCACCAUCCAGGAAGUCAGUGAAGCCGUGCUGGCCCUGUGGCUGCCCACAGACUCUGCUACGGUCCUACGGAAGAUGAACGAGAUCCAGGCCAUUGCGGCCAGGCUCCCCAACGUGGACCUGGUGCUGGCCCAGACCCAACAGGACAUUGCUCGGGCCCGCAGGCUACAAGCUGAGGCUGAGAAGGCCAGGUCCCGUGCCCAUACCGUAGAGGGCCAGGUGGAGGACGUGGUGGGGAACCUGCGGCAGGGGACCGUGGCCCUGCAGGAGGCUCAGGACACCAUGCAGGGCACCAGCCGCUCCCUUCGGCUGAUCCAGGAGAGGGUCGAUGAGGUUCAGCAGGUACUUGGACCAACAGCAAAGCUGGUGACGGGCAUGAUGGGGCAGCUGAGUGGCUUCCAGGCACGGAUAGCGGAACUCCGCCGCCAGGCUGAGCAGCAGCGGACACAGGCGGGGCAGGCCCAGCAGCUCGCUGAGGGCGCCAGCAAGCAGGCAUUGAGUGCCCAGGAGGGCUUUGAGAGAGUAAAGCAGAAGUAUGCGGAGCUGAAGGACCGGCUGGGUCGGAGCCCCUUGCUGGGGGAGCAGGGCAGCCGGAUUCAGAGUGUCAAGACAGAGGCCGAGAAGCUGUUUGGGGAGACCGUAGAGAUGAUGGACAGGAUGAAAGACAUGGAGUCAGAACUGCUUCGGGGAAGACAGGCCAUCAUCCUUCGCUCCGCUGACCUGAGCGGUCUGGAGAGACACGUGGAAGAGAUCCGGGACCACAUCAACCAGCGAGUGUUCUACUACGCCACCUGCAAGUGA